Molecule: messenger RNA, 840 nt
Organism: Mucor velutinosus
Lineage: Eukaryota; Fungi; Mucoromycota; Mucoromycetes; Mucorales; Mucoraceae
Exons: 3
Coding region: 1-840 (279 amino acids)
Source: RefSeq, a predicted model, not a curated record
AUGUCUAUAAUAUAUACCCCACAAAAACGCAUUUAUCUACCAAAUGACCCCUUCUUCGAAGAAGGCAACAUUGCUCUUCGUUCCAUCUGGCUGCAGAAACAGGCACAGUCAGAGAAUGAGCUCCAGAUGAUCAAAGAAGAAGCAUCUGACUUGGCAACUGAACACACCUCUAUCGAGAUCUAUUGCGAUUCCUGCAGAACUGAAUUUCCAGGCAUUUUGGCAUACGAAUUGCACUAUGAAGCUGUACAUCGAAACGUGUGCUCUGUUUGCCACAAGAUCUUUCCCGGUGAAGAAUGGCUGCAGUUGCAUCUAGACGAGUUUCAUGAUGUGAUCUUGCAAGUGAAAAAGGAUCGAGGCGAAAAGAUAUAUAAAUGUUAUGUGCCAACAUGCGCCAAAGUGUUCUCAACACCACGUAUGCGUCGAUUGCAUCUGGUAGACAAACACCACUACCCAAAAUACUUUCCGUUUGAUUUGGUUUAUACUGGCACAUUGACAUUUGAGCAGAGGAGGCUGAGAGAUCGGAAAAAUAGAGAGCGCCUAUCUAGAAGAGAAAAAGAGUCGACACAGACACAGACACAGACAGCGGAUGCGGACAUGAUGGACAGCCUGACAGAGAGCAUGUCAAAACUGAAAAUACCCACAUCCAUCUCAUUUGGGCACAGACGACCUGCAUUACCACAGCACAGACAGCCUACUAGACAAACAGCGUCCGCUUCUAAUGCUGAUCCACACACUCCCACAGAUAUUGACAUGGUGGAGUCCACGCCGAGACCAAAGAGGAAGCGAGGCCCCAAGAAAAAGAAGCAGCCCCAACCCCAACCCCAACCCAUGAUAGAAUAA